Messenger RNA from Manis pentadactyla (Chinese pangolin), 1824 nucleotides. It is a transcript of the gene WAS, whose product is annotated as WASP actin nucleation promoting factor. The transcript has 12 exons. Gene Ontology annotation, biological process: actin filament organization. The record is from RefSeq and is a predicted model, not a curated record. Gene Ontology annotation, molecular function: actin binding. The coding region runs from base 69 to 1586 and encodes 505 amino acids. Lineage: Eukaryota; Metazoa; Chordata; Mammalia; Pholidota; Manidae.
ACUGCGGAAGUUCCUCUUCUUACCCUGUACCCAGAGCCUGGCCAGAGAGGACAAGGGCAGGCAGCACCAUGAGUGGGGGUCCUGUGGGAGGCAGACCCGGGGGCCGCGGAGGAGCAGUUCAGCAGAACAUACCCUCCACCCUCCUCCAGGACCAUGAGAACCAGCGACUCUUCGAGAUGCUUGGACGGAAAUGCUGGACGCUGGCCACCGCAGUUGUCCAGCUGUACCUGGCGCUGCCACCUGGAGCUGAGCACUGGACCAAGGGGCAUUGCGGUGCUCUGUGCUUCGUGAAGGAUAACCCCCACAAGUCCUACUUCAUCCGCCUUUAUGGCCUUCAGGCUGGCCAGCUGCUCUGGGAACAGGAGCUGUACUCACAGCUGGUCUAUUCCACUCCCACCCACUUCUUCCACACCUUCGCUGGAGAUGACUGCCAAGUGGGGCUGAACUUUGCAGACGAGGGCGAGGCCCAGGCCUUCAGGGCCCUGGUACAGGAGAAGAUACAAAAGAGGAAUCAGAGACAAAGUGGAGACAGACGCCAGCUACCCCCACCCCCAACACCAGCCAAUGAAGAUGAGUCAUCUAGUGCAAAGAGAAGAGGAGGGCUCCCACCUCUGCCCCCACACCCAGGUGGAGACCAAGGGGGUCCAGCAGCCUGCCCAGUGUCCCUCGGGCUGGUGACAGUGGACAUUCAGAACCCGGAUAUCACAAGUUCACGAUACCGUGGGCUCCCAGCACCUGGGCCUGGCCCAGGUGAUAAGAAACGCUCAGGGAAGAAAAAGAUCAGCAAGGCUGAUAUUGGUGCACCCAGUGGAUUCAAACAUGUCAGCCACGUGGGGUGGGACCCCCAGAAUGGAUUUGACGUGAACAACCUGGACCCGGAUCUGCGGAGCCUGUUCUCCAGGGCGGGAAUCAGUGAGGCCCAGCUCACCGAUGCUGAGACCUCCAAACUUAUCUAUGACUUCAUUGAGGACCAGGGUGGGCUGGAGGCCGUGCGGCAGGAGAUGAGGCGUCAAGAGCCGCUUCCACCACCCCCACCGCCAUCCCGAGGAGGGAACCAGCUGCCCAGGCCCCCUACUGUGGGGAGUAACAAGGGCCGUUCUGGUCCACUGCCCCCGGUACCUUUGGGAGGUGUUCCACCCCCACCAACUCCCCGGGGACCCCCACCCCCAGGCCGAGGGGGCCCUCCACCACCACCCCAUCCUGCCACAGGACGUUCUGGACCACUGCCCCCUCCGCCCCCUGGAGUUGGGGGACCCCCCAUGCCACCACCGCCACCACCACCACCACCACCCAGCUCUGGGGAUGGGCCAGUCCCCCCGCCUCCUCCUGCUCUGGGGCCUACAGGGGGCCUGGCCCCUGGUGGGGGUCGGGGGGCACUUUUGGAUCAAAUCCGGCAGGGAAUUCAGCUGAACAAGACUCCUGGGGCCCCAGAGAGCUCAGCGCUGCAGCUGCCACUUCAGAGCUCAGAGGGGCUGGUGGGGGCCCUGAUGCACGUGAUGCAGAAGAGAAGCAAAGCCAUCCACUCCUCAGAUGAAGGGGAGGACCAGGCUGGCGAUGAGGAUGAGGAUGACGAAUGGGAAGACUGAGUCACCCCCUCCACCUAUUCUGUGCCUUGUCUCCUGGCAGCCCCUGCUCCCUGACCUCUCCUCUAGACUUCCAGGCGCCCAAGUCCCGCUUCUUCCCCACCACCCUCUCCAAUACUGUUACCUCUGAAGGGUCCCCACACUUGCCUUAGUAAGGACCCUGUGUAUACAAAAUGUAUCAGUUUUUCUUACACAAGGAUCUUUAAACAAAAUAAAACAACUGUCUUUUCAUUUCUCUAAA